Messenger RNA from Racocetra persica, 1767 nucleotides. NCBI's taxonomy places the organism in Eukaryota, Fungi, Glomeromycota, Glomeromycetes, Diversisporales, Gigasporaceae. The record is from the annotation of a GenBank genome assembly.
AUGCAUUGCUUAAAUUUACGAACAAAAGUACAAAUACUCAACCGGAUUUUUGAAACAGAACCUAAAACCAUAACUACUAUUAUUACGAAAACAAAAAAACCUUUUAGAAAUUGUUUUCAACCUUCACAUACUUUUUCGCGAAAUAUUUUUGAUAUUUCAUUACCAAAUAAGAAUGAGUUUAUCCAAGCUUUACGAAAACAGACGAUUGAUACUGAACUUUCUGAAUUUUCUCGAAUCGAUGAAUCACAAGCACUGGAAUUCUACAAAAAUAUCAACAAUUCAUAUUGUUUCAAACGAUUUUAUUUAAAUUUAAUCUCUUAUUUGUUACGUCAAUGUGCAAAUAAUGAUAGAUUAGAUUUAGUGGAUAUUAUAUUUACACAAUUUAUUAAAGAUAUUGAAAAUAAUCCAAAUAAACAUUUAUUGGGAACUUUCAUUAUCAAUGUUUGGAAUACCUUUGCUUCAAUUUAUUAUGAAAGAGGAUCAUCUGAGAAAAUUGAAAUUACAAAAUCUAAAAACCCUAAUCAUUGCUUUAUCUUUAUUGAAAAAAGCAUUGUUAAAGGUUUAAAACUUAAAUCUGGAACUUUAAAUAUAUUACUUAGUUCAUGUCUUACAUCACGACAAAACCUUAAUCAACAACAAAAAAGUAUCAAUAUUAUUCUUGAUUUGAUGUCUGAUUGGAAUGUAGGACCUAAUGGAAAAACUUUUGAAAUUUUAUUAAGACAUUGUAGAGAUUUUGAUCAUUUAGAAAGAAUUUGGUCAAAAAUUGUGAAUCUUGGAUUUCAUCAUGAUCAGACUUUACACGUAGAAAUUAUAAAAACCUGUUUAAGACUUAAAUCAAGAAAAGAAGGAUUAUCAAAAUGUUUUGAUUACUUGUUACGACUUAAUCGUAUUUCUCAAGGUGAACUUGCAACUGGUGCAUACAACAUUUUUUUGAAAGCAUGUGCUUAUCAUAGAGAUUUUAUUAGAGGAAUGAGAGUGAUAGAAAUGAUGUGGUUAAGAAAUUUAGAACCUCAAAUAAUAGGUUAUAAUAAUUUACUUAACACAAUUAGAAUAAUUACUUUUCAAAAUAUGUCAUCAUGGAGUUUAGCACAACGAUCAAUCAUCAACAAUAUUUAUCGAGAAUAUUUAUGGAUAUUAUUGGAAGGAAUGCUUUCACGACCAAAAACUAGAACAAUGCCAAGACAAUUAAUAAAUUCAAUAAUUUUAGCUCUUGGAAAAUUUGGUGAUAUAAGAGGAUUAAUAGAAUUUUAUGAUGCUAAAAUUAAUUUGGAAACAUCAAAUAAUAGAUUAACUUCGGUAGAUCAAAAUAUUGGAAAUAUUUUAGCACAAAGAACUGAUCAUGUACCAUUAGAUAUUACAUUUUUUAAUUUAUUUUUAAAAGAAAUUUCAUCUUCGAAUCCAAUGACAACUUUAGAGAUGUUUAAUAGAUUACCAAAUUAUCUUGAACCAAAUAAUGAUACUAUAGAAUAUUUAUUUUCUUCUAUACAAACUUCUUUAGAUUUUAAAAAUUUUGGUAUACAAUUUUGUGAUGCUUUAAUUCGACAAAGAGCAAAUGUCGCUUCAGAAUCAAUGAAGACUAUAUUUCAGAGAAUGUAUCAACGAAUUACUGGAUGUAAUGGAAAAUCUACAAUGGAGGUUGAUGUUAAUGAAUUUUAUUGGGUUUACGUUUCCGGGUACAUAGCACGUGAAAUUAUAAGUGUUUAUAACGAUCAAGAUUUGAUAGAAUGUUUAAAAAUGCUUGAAAUAAAGUCAGAAAAUUCAUGUUAA